AUGCCUGAUAUGUGUUGCUCGGACGAUGCGUUGUACGCAUCGGGUGGGAAGGGCUCCAUGCGAUAUUUAUUUCUUCAUGGAGGUCAUUCUCAACUACCCCCUCCUGACAAUUUCUCGGUGGAGGCUAAAGUUCUUGUACAGAAUACUCAUGGAGAGAUCAUUUUCGACGACAGCCCAGAUCAACCCACCUCACAGUAUCAGUUCAUUGAUCGCACCCUGAAAUCCGUCAAUGGGAAGGAAGAUGCGUACAUACCAAAGCAGCUCUUUGUAGAAAAGAUGCUGAUGAAUGUUUCUAUCCCUACAUUACUGUUCGCCGAAAUUCCACGUGACCAUGCAGAUACCCCAAGCAGCGAGAAUGUAUCUUACGUCACCCUAUUAAUCCUCGGCCGAACCGGUAUGGAGCAAGCCUCCUUCCAGGACUAUGAGUAUCUCAAAUCGAUGCUUCAUCUAUUCGUUCCCCGAUUUGGACGGGCCAUAUCGCGCAUGAGCGACGUAUACCUCCCCGGAGAUGCACUGAAUCUGUCGCAUGAGGUUGCCGGCUAUAUGAUGGUCCCGUCGGGAGAUACCAACAAUCUUCGCACCUUUCUUGCCAUGUAUGCAAAGCGCUACAUGCUCAAGUCAUCUAGCGAAAGAGAGGUAUUGGAACGGUGUUUGUUGCAUAUGCUGAAGAUGCCGUUCGAGUUGAGCUCGGCAAUACGGUAUGGUCUUAUUCUGUAUUGAGCUUGUUAUCUCGGGUUGUGGGCGGCGCUGGUCUAGUCUCCCAAUACAUCGGCAGAAAUUCGAACCCGGAUUCUGCAUAUGUGACGUCUGAUACCUUUUGGAUCUUGGGUGGUUUUGGCCAAUCACGAGUCAAAAAUGCCAGGCAUUGACCCUUUACAUCGGAAACGCUUAGUGAACGCAGACGAAAAAAGGACGAUUAUUUCUUCUACACCGAUUGCUGCC
This is a messenger RNA of Aspergillus costaricaensis CBS 115574, 942 nucleotides long. RefSeq lists its product as uncharacterized. Lineage: Eukaryota; Fungi; Ascomycota; Eurotiomycetes; Eurotiales; Aspergillaceae. Bases 1 to 720 code for a protein of 239 amino acids. The transcript is spliced from 4 exons. The record is from RefSeq and is a predicted model, not a curated record.